GUAUAAAAUAUUUUCCGCAUACAUUUUUAAUGAUUCAUUUGCCCUUAGCGUGAAAGUCGCUGUCCAUUUCACUUAUUUUCUUCAUUAUUUUUAACUACUAAAAAACUAGGAUUGCAAUGUCAGUCUUUAUCACUUGGUGUCGGUACAACCAUACCAGAUAAACCGCUGACGUGUUAACGUCACGGCUCUCAGCUCCACCCCCCUUUUCCUUUAGACGGUCUUAAAACGAGCAUCUUCCCUCAAGCGAGUACACAGUUUCACUACAUAUUUGGGUUGUCUCACGACAGUGGGUGAAGCCGAAGGAUUUAUUUUCAUUUUUAUUCCACCUACUAAUGGACCUAUAGCCUGAUGUAAGAUUUUUUAUUUUUAUUUUCUUGCCAUUUAUUACGCCAUGGAACAAAGGAGACAUAUUGUGCAGCGAGCGCAGACAGUGUGGCUUGUCUAUGUAAUGGUUUUGAUCAUUUUUUGGAGCAGAGCUUUGGCACAAAUCCGUUAUUCCAUCGAUGAGGAGGUGAAAGAAGGAACAUUUGUUGGAAAUAUUGCAAAGGAUUUGGGUCUCGAUAAGACGACACUGAAAGACAGGGGCUACCGUAUUGUCUACAGCUCCUCGGAGCCGCCUUUUCGGAUGAACAACGAGGAUGGCAUCUUGUAUGUUAGCCGACAAAUAGACAGAGAGAAGGAAUGUGACCGCAGUAAGGUCUGCGUGAUCGACCUGAAAACCGUUUUGGAAAACCCACUUGAGGUGCACUAUGUAGCGGUGGAGAUACUGGAUGUGAACGAUCACGCACCAAGCUUCCCAGAGAGUGAAAAGAUAUUGGACAUUUCUGAAUCUGCUUUAGCAGGAGCAAAGUUCCAGUUACAAGCUGCGCGGGAUGCUGACAGUGCUCUAUUAUCUGUUCAGCAGUAUACGUUGAGUCCAAAUGAACAUUUUCGUUUAGAGGUGAAAGAUCGCGGCGAGGACCGCAAAACUCCGAGUUUAGUUCUCCAGAAACCGCUUGAUAGAGAAUCCGUCAAGUCGCAUGUAUUAAUUCUGACUGCAACUGACGGGGGUAAACCUCCGCGGUCCGGAAACAUGACAAUAAUAGUUGAUGUCUCGGAUGUUAAUGAUAACCCUCCCGUGUUUGCAGAUGAUUCAUAUCAUGCACAUUUAAAGGAAAACUCUCCAAUUGGAACAACUGUAUUACAAGUCAAUGCCACAGAUAUGGAUGAAGGGUCAAAUGGUGAAGUUGUUUAUUCUUUUGGUAAUGACGUGGAUGCGCGAGUUCGAGCCCGUUUCGACUUAGACCCCUCCACUGGCAUCAUUAGUGUGUCUGGGUCUAUAGAUUUUGAAGAAAGCGGCAGAUAUGAGAUUGAUAUCCAGGCAUCAGACAAAGGUGCGGCAACACUGACAACGGACAAAACAGUCAUUAUACACAUUGUUGACGCCAAUGACAACGCACCAGAAAUUGAAGUGACAUCUUUCUCCCAUGCGCUCCCAGAAAACUCAAAACCCGGUACUACAGUGGCUUUGAUAAGUGUCAAGGAUUUGGACGCGGGACUCAAUGGAAAAGUGGUAUGUCAUAUCAACCAGGGUGUUCCAUUUCUCCUCAGCCCAUCUUUGCAAAAUAAUAUGUAUUCUCUAGUGACUAAAAUGCUUUUGGACAGAGAGAAACAAUCACAAUACGAUGUAACUAUUAUUGCUAAAGACACGGGUGAGCCGUCACUGUCAUCUUACAAGACUAUAAAAAUAAGUGUGUCAGAUGUAAACGAUAAUAGUCCUUUGUUUUCACAGAAUCCUUAUACUUUCUAUAUUGUUGAAAAUAACGCCCCUGGCGCGUCUAUUCUAUCAGUUACGGCCCGCGAUAACGACGAGGGAAGUAAUGCGCUAAUUUCAUAUCAUAUUCUGAGAGAGAAGGGAGGAGAAACGUCAGUGAAUUCAUUUUUAAACGUUAACACUGAAAAUGGAGACAUCGUUUCACAUAAAACGUUUGAUUUUGAAAAAAUGAAAACUUUCCAGUUCCACGUGGUGGCGUCAGAUUCAGGAAGUCCGUCACUGAGCAGCAACGUCACAGUGAACGUGUUCAUUCUGGAUCAGAACGACAAUCCUCCAGUCAUUCUGUAUCCACUCAGCUCUAAUGGUUCUGCUGAAGGUGUGGAGGAGAUUCCCCGCAAUGUGGACGCAGGACACUUGGUGACUAAAGUCAGAGCCUAUGAUCCUGAUAUAGGAUAUAACGGCUGGUUACUGUUUUCACUGCAGGAAGUUUCUGACCACAGUCUGUUUAAUUUGGACCGAUAUACAGGACAGAUCAAAACACUUCGUCCAUUCACAGAGACAGACGAGGCUGAGCAUAAACUGGUCAUACUGGUGAAAGACAAUGGGAACGUUUCACUGUCAGCAACAGCUACUGUGAUUGUCAAAGUUGUGGAGCCCAAAGAAGCUUUUGCAGCUUCUGAUGUGAAAAGUUCAACCAAAGCAGAUGAGGACAAUGAUGUGACUUUUUACCUGAUGAUAACUUUGGCCUCAGUUUCUGCUCUUUUUCUCAUCAGUAUCAUUGUGCUGAUUGCAAUGCAGUGCUCCAAGUCCACAGACUAUACUUCUAAAUAUCUACCAGAGCCAAACUAUGAUGGAACAUUGUGUCACAGCAUCCAGUACAGAUCUGGAGACAAACGGUACAUGUUAGUUGGACCCAGGAUGAGUAUUGGAUCUACUAUAGUCCCAGGAAGUCAUGCUAAUACUCUGGUCCUCCCUGAUAGAAGAAAGACAUCUGAAGAGGUAAGAUGA
Messenger RNA from Cynoglossus semilaevis (tongue sole), 2761 nucleotides. Its product is annotated as protocadherin alpha-7-like. Gene Ontology annotation, biological process: homophilic cell-cell adhesion. Gene Ontology annotation, cellular component: plasma membrane. The coding region runs from base 392 to 2761 and encodes 789 amino acids. The record is from RefSeq and is a predicted model, not a curated record. Gene Ontology annotation, molecular function: calcium ion binding. The transcript has a single exon. NCBI's taxonomy places the organism in Eukaryota, Metazoa, Chordata, Actinopteri, Pleuronectiformes, Cynoglossidae.